Molecule: messenger RNA, 2395 nt
Organism: Echinops telfairi (small Madagascar hedgehog)
Lineage: Eukaryota; Metazoa; Chordata; Mammalia; Afrosoricida; Tenrecidae
Gene: NONO
Product: non-POU domain containing octamer binding
Exons: 11
Coding region: 98-1489 (463 amino acids)
Biological process (GO): regulation of DNA-templated transcription
Cellular component (GO): nucleus
Molecular function (GO): RNA binding
Source: RefSeq, a predicted model, not a curated record
CGUUUCCGGCGGUCGCGCGCUCUUUUCUCGGGACGGUGGAGGCCGUGCAGCGUCGCCGUUACUCUGAGGAGAGAACCUUCGGUGCCGAGGUACAAAAAUGCAGAGCAAUAAAACCUUUAACUUGGAGAAGCAAAACCAUACUCCAAGGAAGCAUCAUCAGCACCACCACCAGCAGCAGUCACUACCCCCGCCAGUACCGGCAAAUGGGCAACAGGCCAGCAGCCAAAAUGAAGGCUUGACUAUCGAUCUGAAGAAUUUUAGAAAACCAGGAGAGAAGACCUUCACCCAACGUAGCCGUCUCUUUGUGGGUAAUCUUCCUCCUGACAUCACUGAGGAAGAAAUGAGGAAACUAUUUGAGAAAUAUGGGAAGGCUGGCGAAGUCUUCAUUCAUAAGGAUAAAGGCUUUGGCUUUAUCCGCUUGGAAACACGAACUCUAGCGGAGAUUGCCAAGGUGGAGCUGGACAACAUGCCACUCCGUGGAAAGCAGCUGCGCGUGCGCUUUGCCUGCCAUAGUGCUUCUCUUACAGUCCGAAACCUUCCUCAGUAUGUGUCCAACGAACUGCUGGAGGAGGCUUUUUCUGUGUUUGGCCAAGUAGAGAGGGCUGUAGUCAUUGUGGAUGAUCGAGGAAGGCCUUCCGGAAAAGGCAUCGUUGAAUUCUCAGGGAAGCCAGCUGCUCGAAAAGCCCUAGACAGAUGCAGUGAAGGCUCCUUCCUGUUAACCACAUUUCCUCGACCUGUGACUGUGGAGCCCAUGGACCAGUUAGAUGACGAAGAGGGACUUCCAGAGAAGCUGGUUAUAAAGAAUCAGCAAUUUCACAAGGAACGAGAGCAGCCACCCAGAUUUGCACAACCUGGCUCCUUUGAAUAUGAAUAUGCCAUGCGCUGGAAGGCACUAAUUGAGAUGGAAAAGCAGCAGCAGGACCAAGUGGACCGCAACAUUAAAGAAGCUCGAGAGAAGCUGGAGAUGGAAAUGGAGGCUGCUCGCCAUGAGCACCAGGUCAUGCUAAUGAGGCAGGAUUUGAUGAGGCGCCAAGAAGAACUUCGGCGGAUGGAAGAGCUGCACAACCAAGAGGUGCAAAAACGAAAGCAACUGGAGCUCAGGCAGGAGGAGGAGCGCAGGCGCCGUGAGGAAGAGAUGCGGCGACAACAGGAAGAAAUGAUGCGGCGACAGCAGGAAGGAUUCAAGGGAACCUUUCCUGAUGCGAGAGAGCAAGAGAUACGGAUGGGACAGAUGGCCAUGGGAGGUGCUAUGGGCAUAAACAACAGAGGUGCCAUGCCUCCUGCUCCUGUGCCAGCUGGUACCCCAGCUCCUCCAGGACCUGCCACGAUGAUGCCAGAUGGAACCUUAGGAUUGACUCCCCCUACAACUGAGCGUUUUGGCCAAGCUGCUACAAUGGAAGGAAUUGGGGCAAUUGGUGGAACCCCUCCUGCAUUUAAUCGUGCAGCUCCUGGAGCUGAAUUUGCUCCAAACAAGCGUCGUCGAUACUAAUAAAUUUGUGGUCUACUUCCCCCAAACCUGUAAAAGAAGGACCCUUUUUGGACUAGCCAGAAUUCUACUCUGGAAGAGUGUUAGGGAUUCCUCCCUGUAGUUAGGUCUUUGCUGCCUGUUCUACUCUAGGGAGUAUGCUGGAGGCAGAGGGCAAGGGAGGGGUAGUAUUUAACAAAUCAGUUCUGUGUGGUAUAUUAUUUAACAAGUCAGUUCAAUUCCAUGUGGUGCAUUCCUGAAGUCACAAGAUAAUGGAUGUUAAGGGCCUAGAGGAAAUCUUGGCCAAAAAAUGGAUCCAGUUAGCACCCUAUUGAUCUUGAUCAUUCCGUUUUAGUCCAUUUUGUUUUGUUGGGUCUUUUCUUUUUCAUCCUUCCAUCUCCCAACUCAAGACACUGCCGCAUAUACCACAAAAAAUCAGACUUCCCCCAAUGACCUUAGCUCCAUUGCUCAAUUCACUCCUAGUUCAGAAUUCAAGCAAAUGUCCACAUAGGUUACUGACAACAUACAUACAUCAUACGGUUUUGUUGUAUUCUAUAUAUUACCCCAUAAUGUCCUACUGGCGACAUUUUUUCUCUUAUAGAUUUUCAUUUUAGUAUAUCUUUAAAAAAACUGUAAACUUGCCUCCAUCUUUUUCUUGGAUGAGGACAAACCAGAAAUGGCCCUUUUGUGUCUUAUGUUGCUAUUCACAGCUUUUUUUUGAUAGGCCUAGUACAGUCUUGGGAACAGGGUUGCUGUGUCUUGAAGGUCUGACGGUAGCUCUUAGCCUUGCCUGUUUUAGGUAGUUAUGCUGUGCAUUUUUUAUUGUUAUACCAUGUUUGAUUUGUCCCUGGUACAAUUAAUUUUGAGUUCCCUGAGAAAUGGAGCAGAAAUGCAGCAUCACCUUAUUAAAAUGCAUUUUAAGCCUUUUAA